AUGGGCAAUCCUCCCCCCAUUCGUCGGGGCUCUUCCACCGGCCAUCUUCCACAACCGCUUACGUCCGUGACUUCGAACACGAUCAAAUCUUCCCCGUCGCAGCCCACGACAACGACGAUAGCUUCGGAUGACGCUCGUCCUGUACACCCGUCUCUCCUUCAGCCUCGCGUAGCUGUCGUCCUCAAUGUCCCUACGCCAUGGCAUCCUUGGCUGUUUGCUCUACGGCUGUUCUCCAUCCUGCCAGCGUUGUGGUGGGGAUUGCCUUCUGCUGUUCAGCUGCUCCUGCGUAUCCUGCCAGGGCCAGAAAUAGUCGUUGUGGUGCCCUCGACGACGGGAGGAUCUGUGGCCAUGAGCGUUGAGCAAGAUGCGCGGUACGCCCUGACUGAAACUGGGCUUGCAACGAUAUGGUGUUUUGCGUCGGGCUAUCUUUCGUUCUUCUUUACAGACUGUCUAAUGUCCAGAUGGCUCAUCAACUAUACACCUCAAGCGACCAUGGUCCGGCUUCUCACAACCAACAUCUGCAACGCCUAUCUCACCCAAGUCGUUCUCUCCAUCGCGGGUGGUUUUGAAGACCCUCGCCUCUUUCUCCCGGGCUGGAUUGGUAUAGCCACGACUCUGACCGUGAUGUACCACAUCACCCACCAAAAGAUCAACAUCCGCAAGGAGACGUCGACUUCCAUCAACGUUUUUUCCAUAGCCAGUUUCUUUAGUAUGGUGACUCUACUGGCGCAUAUGCACCAGUUCACGCCCGAAUACCCUCAAAUGCCAAUAGUAACUAAUGGACGACGCGCAUGGGAUGAGGCGUCGCGCGUGGUUGCUCAGGUCAGGGGAAGCGUUGAACAACACGGCGACUUGUAG
Fusarium poae is the source of this 858-nucleotide messenger RNA. RefSeq lists its product as uncharacterized. The transcript is spliced from 4 exons. The record is from RefSeq and is a predicted model, not a curated record. Bases 1 to 858 code for a protein of 285 amino acids. NCBI's taxonomy places the organism in Eukaryota, Fungi, Ascomycota, Sordariomycetes, Hypocreales, Nectriaceae. Gene Ontology annotation, cellular component: endoplasmic reticulum membrane. Gene Ontology annotation, biological process: protein N-linked glycosylation; cellular response to oxidative stress.